AGAUGUCGCUGGAUGCCAUCUUCAGGGAGCUUGAGGACACAAACAUCUCUUUGAUGAAGAAAGAGCUGAGCCGGUUCAAGAAACUGCUGAGGCCAGAUUUCCCAGCAUGCUCUGUGAGUGAGGAGGAGGAGGAUGAUGAUGAUGAGGGUCAGAGCCGAGUGAGGGAGGGAGUUCUGAGGAUGUCGCUUCAAGUCCUGCGGAAGAUGAACCAGACGGACCUCGCUAACACACUACAGACCAAGCUGAUCUCAGUGAGUCAGCAACAACUGAAGUCCAGACUGAAGCAGAGAUUUCAGAGAAUCAGCGAAGGAGUCUCUAAUGGAGGGAACGUGACACUUCUGAACGAGAUCUACACAGAGCUUUACAUCACAGAGGGGGGGACUGGAGACGUCAACGACGAGCAUGAGGUGAGACAGAUCGAGACCUCGUCGUCCAGAGAUCUACUGACUCCGAUCAGAUGUAAUGACAUCUUCAAACCCUUACCUGGACGAGACAAAGCCAUCAGGACGGUUCUGACCAAAGGAGUCGCCGGAAUUGGAAAAACCGCUUCUGUGCAGAAGUUCGUCCUGGACUGGGCUGAAGGAAAAGCCAAUCGGGAUGUUCACUUCAUAUUUCCACUUCCUUUCCGAGACCUCAACUUGAUGAGGGAGAAGCGGAUGAGUCUGAUGGAGCUUCUCCGCUGUUUUUUCACAGAAAUGAAACCGAUAGAAUAUAACGACUUCAAAACAAUCUUCAUCUUUGAUGGUCUGGAUAAGUGGCGUCUUCCUCUGGACUUCCAGAACAAUGAGAUUCUGUGGGAUGUGACCGCAUCGGCUUCAGUGGACGUGUUGCUGACCAACCUGAUUAGAGGAAACCUGCUCCCGUCUGCUCGCCUGUGGAUCACCACGCGACCAGCGGCAGCCAAUCAGAUCUCUCCAGAGUGUGUCGACCAGGUCACGGAGGUCAGAGGGUUCAGAGACCCUCAGAAGGCUGAGUAUUUUCGGAAAAGGAUAAAAGAUCAGCGUCUUGCCAGUAGGAUUGUCUCACACGUCCAAUCGUUGAGGAGCCUGCACGUCAUGUGCCGCAUCCCAGUGUUCUGCUGGAUUUCCGCCACUGUUCUGGAGAAGAUAUGUGAAGCAGAUGGUGCAGAGAUUCCCAAGACUCUCACUCAAAUUUUCACACACCUGCUGAUUGUCCAGACCAAACUGAAGACCCAGAAGUAUGAUGGGAAAUGGGAUCUUCAGGAGGUCCGAAAGAGCAUCCUGUCACUUGGGAAACUGGCUUUUGAACAACUGGAAAAGGGGAACCUGAUCUUCUACGAGGAGGAUCUGAGACAGUGUGGCAUUGAUGUCCGAGAAGCGUCCGUGUGCUCUGGAGUUUGUACGCAGAUAUUCAAAGAGGAGUUUGGGCUGCAGUUGGAGAAGGUGUUUAGCUUUGUGCAUCUGAGCGUUCAAGAGUUUCUCGCUGCCUUGUACAAGCUCCUUUCCUUUUCUCAGGACAAGAAUGAGUGCUCAAUGACGGAUUUAAUGAAGAACGAAGUGGACAGGGCCUUGCGGAGCGAGAACGGACACUUGGAUCUCUUCCUCCGCUUCCUUCUGGGACUUUCGCUGGAGUCCAAUCAGACUCUCCUGCGGGGGUUAUUCACACCAAGAGAAAGCUCCAGUUGCACGCGGGACACGGUCGAGUACAUCAAGAGUAAAAUCCGAGAGAAUCCUUCCCCGGAGAAGUCCAUCAAUCUGUUUCACUGUCUGAGCGAGCUGAAUGAUCACUCCCUGCUGCAGGAGGUCCAGACGUACCUGAGCCGCAGCACAGGUGCCCAGCGCCUCUCCGGAGUCCAGCUCUCUCCGGCCCAGUGGUCGGCGCUUGUGUUCGUGCUGCUGAACUCCACGGAGCACCUGGAUGAGUUUCAACUGAGGGACUAUGAUCUAUCAGAGGAGUGUCUUCUGAGGCUGCUGCAUAUCAUAAAAUAUUCUUUCUCUCCCAGUCUGAGGGGUUGUAAUCUCACAGAUCAAAUCUGUUCAGCCCUGGCCUCCGUGCUCAGCUCAAACUUCUCACGUCUGAGAGAGUUGGACCUCAGUGACAACAACCUCCAGGUUUCAGGAGUACAGCUUUUCUCUGCGGGACUGAAGAACCCUCACUGUAAACUGGAGAUACUGAAAUUGUGUAACUGCAAUAUUCGAGAGGACAGUUGCGCUGCUCUGGUUUCAGCACUGAUAUCAAACCCGUCACAUCUGAGAGAACUCAAUCUGAACUUUAAUAAACUUGGAUAUUCAGCAGUGAAGCUUUUGUCUGUUCUACUGGAAGAUCCUCACUGUAAACUAGAGAAAGUACAGCUGUAUGACUGCAGAAUUGGAGAGGGAAGUUGUGCUGUUCUGGCUUCAGCACUGAUAUCAAACCCCUCACAUCUGAGAGAACUCAAUCUGAACAAUAAUGAACUGGGAGAUUCAGGAGUGAAGCUUCUCUCUGGUCUACUGAAGGACCAAGACUGUAAACUGGAGAAACUACAGCUCGAUGACUGCAGUAUUGGAGAGGAAAGUUUUGCAGCUUUACUUUCAGGUCUGAGAUCAAACCCUUUACACAUCAGAGAACUUAAUCUGAGCUGGAACAAACCAGGAGAUUCAGGAGUGAAGCUUCUCUCUGAUCUACUGAAGGAACCACAGUGUAAACUGGAAAUACUACAGUUGGAGUGCUGCAGUAUUGGAGAGGAAGGUUGUGCUGCCCUGGUUUUAGGUCUUUUAUCAAACCCAUCACAUCUGAGAGAACUCAAUCUGAACUACAAUGAACCAGGAGAUUUAGGAGGGAAUCUUCUGUCUGUGCUACUGAAGGAACCACACUGUAAACUGGAGAAACUAAAGCUGGAAUAUGACAGUAUUGGAGAGGAAGGUUGUGCUGCCCUGGCUUCAGCACUGAUAUCAAACCCCUCACAUCUGAGAGAACUCAAUCUGAGCUGGAACAAACCAGGAUUAUCAGCAGUGAAGCUUUUGUCUGAUCUACUGAAGGAUCCACACUGUAAACUGGAGAAACUACAGCUGUGUGACUGCAGAAUUGGAGAGGGAAGUUGUGCUGUUCUGGCUUUAGCACUGAUAUCAAACCCCUCACAUCUGAGAGAACUCAAUCUGAACAAUAAUGAACUGGGAGAUUCAGGAGUGAAGCUUCUCUCUGGUGUACUGGAGGACCCACACUGUAAACUGGAGAAACUACAGCUGGAAUACUGCAGUAUUGGUGAGGAAGGUUUCACUGCCCUGAUUUCAGGUCUGAAAUCGAACCCGUCACAUCUGAGAGAACUCAAUCUGAGCAGGAACGAACCUGGAGACUCAGGAGUGAAGAUGAUGUCUGAUCUCCUGAAGGAUCCACAGUGUGAACUUGAGAAACUAGAGCUUGAGGACUGCAGUAUUGUUGAAAGAGGUUUUGCUGCUCUGGUUUCAGGUCUGAGAUCAAACCCCACACACAUAAGGGAGCUCAAUCUGAACUCUAAUAAACCAGUGUUCUCAGGAGUAAAGCUACUCUAUGAUCUACUGGGAGAUCAGCACUGUAAAUUGGAGAAACUACAGUUGGAGUGCUGCAGUAUUGGAGAGGGAGGUUGCGCUGCCCUGGCUUUAGCGUUGAGAUCAAAUCCCUCACAUCUGAGAGAACUCAAUUUGAACUACAAUGAACCAGGAGAUUCAGGAGUGAAGCUUCUGUCUGUUCUAUUGAUGGACCCACGCUGUAAACUGGAGAAACUAGAGUUGUCUCACUGCAAUAUUCGAGACAGAGCAUGUGCUGCUCUGAGUUCAGCUCUGAGGUCAAACCCUUCACACCCGAGAGAGCUCAAUCUGAACUAUAAUCAGGACAUUUAA
This is a messenger RNA of Rhinichthys klamathensis goyatoka, 3815 nucleotides long. Its product is annotated as NACHT, LRR and PYD domains-containing protein 12. Lineage: Eukaryota; Metazoa; Chordata; Actinopteri; Cypriniformes; Leuciscidae. The record is from RefSeq and is a predicted model, not a curated record. The coding region runs from base 3 to 3815 and encodes 1270 amino acids. The transcript has 14 exons. Gene Ontology annotation, molecular function: protein binding.